Molecule: messenger RNA, 4196 nt
Organism: Pogoniulus pusillus (Red-fronted tinkerbird)
Lineage: Eukaryota; Metazoa; Chordata; Aves; Piciformes; Lybiidae
Gene: VPS50
Product: VPS50 subunit of EARP/GARPII complex
Exons: 29
Coding region: 133-3093 (986 amino acids)
Biological process (GO): retrograde transport, endosome to Golgi; endocytic recycling
Cellular component (GO): EARP complex
Molecular function (GO): SNARE binding
Source: RefSeq, a predicted model, not a curated record
CGGGAGCGCCUGUCAGGUGGCGGCCAACAUGGCUGCGCCGUGCGGGCCGCGGCGGCGGCCGGAGCCCGCUGCUGCGCGGGGCCGCUGAGCGCCUUCGGCACUGACACCGGCACUGACACCGACACCGGCAUCAUGCAGAAGAUCAAGUCGCUGAUGACCCGGCAGGGUCUGAGAAGUCCUCAGGAGAGUGUUCAUGACCUCAGUCCCAUUGAAAGCUUUCGGAUUCCCUGUAAGGAGGAUCUCAGAGAACUACAUGAAGAACCAACUGAUCCUCAAGCUCAGCAAGAAAUAAUUAACAGCAUUGAAGAAGUUUAUUUCUCCAAUGAUUCCUUUGAUAUUGUGAAGUAUGAGUUAGAGAGGCUCCCUCCAGUACUUAGUCUCCAAGAACUGGAAGUGUACAGAGACAAAUUAAAACAACAGCAAGCUGCUGUGUCUAAGAAAGUUGCAGAUUUGAUUCUUGAAAAGCAGCCUGCAUAUGUUCAGGAGCUCGAACGUGUCACAUCGCUGCAGAAUGGCCUUCAGCUGGCAGCUGUUAUCUGCACCGAUGGCAGAAGACACCUGAACAUAGCAAAGGAAGGCUUCACCCAGACGAGUCUGGGGCUUCUUGCCAGCCACAGGAGGCGCCAGCUGCUUAUUGGGCUGCUGAAGUCCCUGAGGACAAUAAAGACACUGCAAAGAACUGAUGUGCGUUUGAGCGAGAUGUUGGAGGAAGAGGACUACCCAGGAGCUAUUCAGCUGUGCUUGGAAUGCCAGAAAGCUGCCAGCACUUUCAAACACUACAGCUGCAUAAGUGAGUUGAAUUCAAAGCUACAAGACACCUUGGAACAAAUAGAGGAGCAGCUGGAUGUGGCACUCUCCAAAAUAUGCAAGAACUUUGAUGUCAGCCAUUACACAAAGGUUCAGCAGGCUUACAGGCUGCUUGGGAAAACACAGACAGCAAUGGACCAGUUGCACAUGCACUUCACUCAAGCCAUCCACAACACUGUCUUUCAAGUCGUGCUGGGAUAUGUGGAGCUGUGUGCAGGGAACACAGACACCAAGUUUCAGAAGUUACAGUACAAAGACCUCUGCACACAUAUUACCUCAGACAGCUACAUUCCAUGCCUUGCUGAUCUCUGCAAAGCCCUCUGGGAAGUCAUGCUCAGUUACUACAGAACCAUGCAGUGGCAUGAGAACCAUGACCAAGAUGAGGAGGCAGCUGUUUCUUCUGCUUCAGAUGGCAGCAAUGUGACUGGAGCUGAAGAGAACAGUUUUGACCGCAGCUACGUAAAAAAGAAGCUGGAGCAUGGACUGUCAAGAAUAUGGCAGGAUGUUCAGCUGAAAGUGAAGACCUAUCUCCUGGGGACAGAUCUGUCCAGCUUCAAAUACGACGACUUCAUAUUUGUGCUUGACGUUACCAGCAGGCUGAUGCAGGUUGGAGAGGAAUUUUGUGGCAGCAAGUCUGAAGUUUUGCAAGAAUCCAUCAGAAGACAAAGUGUUAACUAUUUCAAAACCUACCACCGAACCCGCCUGGAAGAGUUAAGAAUGUUUAUGGAGAAUGAGACCUGGGAGCUGUGUCCUGUUAAAUCAAGCUUUAGCAUUCUGCAGCUUCAUGAGUUUAAAUUCAUGGAGCAGUCACGUUCCCCAUCUGUGUCACCUAGCAAGCAGCCUGCUUCUGCAGCUUCAACCACAGUCACUUUGUUUGAGCAGUACUGUAAUGGAGGAAACCCCUUUGAAAUUCAGGCUGACAGCAAAGACGAUGAGACAGAAGAUGUCCUGGCUUCCAAUGGGUACGAAUCAGAUGAACAAGAAAAAAGUGCUUAUCAAGAGUAUGACAGUGACAGUGAUGUUCCUGAAGAGCUGAAAAGAGAUUAUGUGGAUGAGCAGACAGGAGAUGCCCCUGUGAAAAGUUUCUCUCGAGAAACUCUGAGGAGCAGAAAGAAAUCAGAUUAUAACCUCUACAAAGUCAAUGCACCCAUCCUGACCAACACUACACUGAAUGUCAUCAGGCUUGUUGGGAAAUACAUGCAGAUGAUGAAUAUUCUGAAGCCAAUUGCAUUUGAUGUGAUCCACUUCAUGUCCCAGCUCUUUGAUUACUACCUGUACGCAGUCUAUACCUUCUUUGGCCGCAACGACACGCCCAUCCUGAGUUCCUCCCUCUCUGCUUCUAACAGAGAACAGCCCAGUGCUAGGCAGUUUGAAUCGACGGGCCUGGGCCUGAGCAGCAGCAGAUUGCGCACCACACUGAACAGAAUCCAGGAGAGUCUGAUUGACCUGGAGGUCUCUGCUGAUUCCUCAGGAACUCUCUCAGCUGCUGAAGAGAGAAAGGAGAAGGUGCCAAGCCCACACCUCAGCCAUUUGGUGGUCUUGACGUCUGGCAACUCCCUCUACGGUUUGGCAGAGAGAGUGGUGGCCACGGAGUCUCUGGUGUUUCUGGCUGAGCAGUUUGAGUUUCUUCAGCCUCAUCUGGAUGCGGUGAUGCCAGCUGCUAAGAAGCCUUUUCUUCAGCAGUUCUACUCUCAGACAGUGUCAACUGCCAGCGAACUUCGCAAGCCUGUGUACUGGAUCGUGGCUGCUAAAGCCAUUGACUAUGAACAGAUGCUGCUGCUGAUGGCUAAUGUCAAGUGGGAUGUGAAGGAAAUCAUGUCACAACACAACAUCUAUGUAGAUGCUCUUCUAAAGGAGUUUGAAGGCUUUAACCGAAGGCUGGCAGAGGUGUCCCGGCGCGUGCGCAUCCCGCUGCCUGUCUCCAACAUCCUCUGGGAGCACUGCAUACGUUUGGCCAACAGAACUCUUGUGGAAGGUUAUGCCAACGUGAAGAAGUGCAGCAAUGAAGGCCGUGCCCUGAUGCAGCUGGACUUCCAGCAGUUCCUGAUGAAACUGGAGAAGCUAACAGACAUCAGGCCCAUUCCAGAUAAGGAGUUUGUGGAGACCUACAUUAAAGCUUACUACCUGACAGAGAACGACAUGGAGAGCUGGAUCAAAGAGCACAGGGAGUAUUCCACUAAGCAGUUGACCAACCUGGUGAAUGUUUGUCUGGGCUCCCACAUCAACAAAAAGUCAAGACAGAAGCUGCUGGCUGCUAUUGAUGACAUAGACAGACCCAAAAGAUAACUGGAGACAGCUGCUGCCCUCCUGACCUCUACCUUCCUCUGUUGGCAUGGAGCAGAUGGCUCUCUCCUGGACUAAUGGCAAUACUCUCUCCAGAACCAUUGUGCUUCACCUCUCUUACUGCUAGUGGAGACUCUCUACAAAGGUGGAAUGAGCUAAGACAUGGGCAAGAGGUCCUGAGGCAUGGGGAAAAUGUUCUACAUGGGCAAGAGGCUCUGAAGCAUGGGCAAGAUGUAAAAUGGGGGGGAAAUGUUCUAAAAUGGGGGGGAAAUGUUCUAAAAUGGGGGGGAUGCUCUAAAGCAUUGGGGAAGUGCUCUGAAACGUGGGGGCAAUGUUGCUAAACCAGGGCAUGACGCUGUAAAACUUAGGCAAAAUGUUGUCUGUGGGCAUGGUGUUCUAAAGGAUGGGCACAGUGUUCCAAACCAUGACUUUUCUAGUCCCUUUCCAUUCUAUUUCUGCAGCUGCUGCUUCUUCUUCUUCCAUUUUCCCCUUGCCCUCAGCAGAGAGCUGCUCCUUGUCUGGGUGGAGAGCUGUAAAUACUGCAAAGCUGUGCCCUGUAAGUCAAACCCAAGGCAGCGAGAACCAGGCUGGCUUCACGCAGAGCUGCUGCUCCUUUUGAAACGAGGGCUCCUUGAAAAUGUGAUUUCCUUGCUUCCACCCUCAGAAAUUGUGCUCUGUGAUGGACCAGUGUGAGCCACAAGUCACUGUACAAUAUUUGACCAAUGUCUGCUUUGCAUGUGAAUUAGGAGUGCAGAUCAACUCAUCUUAGAGCCUCUCAUCCUCACCUGGAUUAGGAGUGCAGAGCAACUCAUCUUAGAGCCUCUCCUCUUCACCUGCAUUAGGAGUGCAGAGCAACUCAUCUUAGAGCCUCUCAUCUUCACCUGCAUUAGGAGUGCAGAUCAACUCAUCUUAGAGCCUCUCAUCUGGAUUAAGAGUGCAGACCAACUCAUUUUAGAGCCUCUCAUCUUCACCUGGAUUAGGAGUGCAGAGCAACUCAUUUUAGAGCCUCUUAUCUGGAUUUAAAAAUGUCUGUUUCAGGAUGAAUUUAGUUCUUAUCAAAAUUGAUGAGCUUCAGAGGAACAGAAGGUAAUAAAUGCUGUACACUA